This is a messenger RNA of Dreissena polymorpha, 991 nucleotides long. Its product is annotated as aquaporin-4-like. The record is from RefSeq and is a predicted model, not a curated record. Gene Ontology annotation, cellular component: plasma membrane. Bases 1 to 858 code for a protein of 285 amino acids. NCBI's taxonomy places the organism in Eukaryota, Metazoa, Mollusca, Bivalvia, Myida, Dreissenidae. Gene Ontology annotation, molecular function: water channel activity. The transcript has 3 exons. Gene Ontology annotation, biological process: transmembrane transport.
AUGUCAAUAAAAACUAGACUCAAAGCUCUAAAAGAGGAACUGGUGACGUUUUCGCUUUGGAAAUCGGUUCGCUGCGAGUUCCUGGUAACAUUGAUCUAUGUUUUCAUAGGAUGUGGCUCGCUGACACACAUUCGCCAACCAUCGAAUGAAACGAUUCUGAAGGUGGCCUUGACCUUUGGUCUUGCCGAGGCCACGUUGAUGCAAUGUGUGGGUCAUAUCAGUGGCGCCCAUAUGAAUCCUGCGAUCACAAUGGCUAUGCUCGCGACGGGCAAAAUCGGAGUUGCAAGGGCGGUGUGCUAUAUCCUUGCUCAAAGCCUAGGGGCACUAGCCGGUGCGGGAAUAUUGUACGGCGCCACCCCUAAUAAGUACCAUGGUGGGUUAGGUGUAACGUUUAUUAAAGAUGACGUGAAGCCGGCACAGGCUUUUGCUGUGGAGUUCAUGGUGACGUUUGUUCUAGUAUUCACAUACUUUGCCAAUUUGGAACCUAAACGUGUUGACAUGGGCUCUAGGUCACUGUCGGUCGGCUUGUCGGUGGUUUUGGGACAUUUAUUUGCGUUCGACUAUACGGGAUGUGGAAUGAAUCCAGCACGCUCAUUCGGUCCCGCAGUAAUAACGAAACAAUGGAAAGAUCAUUGGGUGUUUUGGGUGGGACCCUUGAUCGGAGGUAUAUUUGGUGGCUUCACCUACGAGUACACUCAAUGUUCUUCGGAGGACAUUCAGCGGUUUCGAAGCUCCUUUCGACGCAAGAAGUCCCAGUCCUAUGGCGAGCCCGGUCAGGACCAGCGUUGCGACAGCCCGCUUACCACAGAAUUUUCUUUCACACCUCGAACCGCAUCGAAUGAAGAUCUCAGACUGUGAUUUAGUAAUAUUAUUCCCUACUUUCGUAUCAAAUCCGGUGUAAAAUGUCUUCGCAAGUAAAUUUAAUUUGAAAGAGUAUAAACAGUUAAACUAUUCCUCAAUACGAUUAUGAGGUAUAUACAAAUUGUAUAAA